Messenger RNA from Hydra vulgaris (swiftwater hydra), 1780 nucleotides. The record is from RefSeq and is a predicted model, not a curated record. Lineage: Eukaryota; Metazoa; Cnidaria; Hydrozoa; Anthoathecata; Hydridae.
AUGUCACUAAACUCUAUGUUAUUAACUUUAUUCAAAUUGUUAGACAAGUUGCUUGUCACAUAUAGCAUAUCAUGCUUAUGUCACACAUCAAACAUCAAGAUACAUCAUGCUUUUCACAAGCAUGAUGUAACACAACACGUUAAAGACAUAGUGCACUCAAUACUAACUGUUUCGGGAAAAAGUAGUAAACCAUUGUUGACAACACUUUUAAAGCCAUCAGAAUAUGCAAAAAAACAAUGGGAGAAAAAACAUGAUUUUGUCCCACUUAGCACUUGUCUUUUAACAGUAAACAGUGCUUUAGAAUUAUUGUUUAAAGCAGAAGAGGAACAAGUUCUGGACUUGUCUCCUAUAUGCAGUAAAAACAAAGUUCAAACUGUUACCAUGUCUGUAAAAAUGAUGGCAGAUGUUCUCUUUGGAUUACAUAGUGAAUUUGUGAACAAUUUGAAGACAAGUAGCAUUCCUGAAGUUAGCAAUUCAUUUGGAGUAGAGAAAACUAACCUUAAUAUUACAAAUUCAUCCAAAGCAAGAAAUAUCAAUAUAGAAGAACCAAAGAACGGUAAAUUGGAUUGCAUUAUGAAUUCUUCACACUGUCCUUCAAAUCUUGUUUUUGAUGAAGUGGUCUGCAAUGAGUUGGGCAUAUUAGAAAAAGAUUCUGAAAAAGAGAUUAGAAUACAUGAGGAAGAACUGCUAUUAAUUAGAAAAGGUGAAAAUCUGGUUAAACAGGGUAAUCAACUCAUCAAGCAGGGUGAGCGUAAAAUAAAAGAAGGGGAAUUACUGCUUCGUACUCAUGGAUCCAAUGUAAACAGUGUACCAUGUAGAGUGCCUAAAUCAUCUGCAGUCAAUACAUCUUUUACACCAAAACCUAGAAAGUCUUUUAUUAAGCUUACAAACAGGAUGAAGCGUAAAAGAACAGAUAGUCUUAGAGAACGAGAGGUGGAAGAACUGCAACAUGCUGUCAAAAGGUUUAAAUCUAAUUCUUCUACUGAUGGUAGGGCUAUUUUGUAUGGUUCAAAUUUGUCAUUGCAAGCUCUUUGUAAUUUGAAACUUACAGAUAGAACAUGGACUGAAUUUAAAAAUAUAGUGACUCAUAAUCGUCAUCUUGUUCCUCCAGGUUUAACCAAGUUGAAGCAAUACAAAAAAUUGACAUAUCCAGAACAGGUUGAAUAUUCUGAAACCGAAGUAAAAUGUAGUCUUUUCCAUAUGAUAAAGCAUUCAGUUUCUAGAGUGUUUGAAUAUCUUUUGGAUUAUGAAAGUAACUGCAUAAUGAGUUUAUCACAAGAAGAGCGUGAUAAUGCACAAAUUAUUUGCAAAGUAGGAGGUGAUGGUCAAAGUGAUCAAUCUGAGUUUCAAAAUUCAGCAACUAUGAAAAGAGGUGUAGAUGAUCGCUCUGUGUAUAUUAUAGUGUUUGUACUGCUGGAGAUCCGAAGUGGAGAAAAAAUAAUAUGGAAAAAUUUAAUUCCAAAUAAUCCAGAUGCAACCUGUCAUCUUCUUUUUUGUUUUGCAAAAGAGACCUAGUUUUAUUCAGGAAAAAUUUGAACAUUUGAAAAAUGAAAUUUUUUUUAUUGAAGAAUAUUGAAUUUAAACUUGGUGAAAGUACUUUUGUAGUAAAGUCUAGUUUGUCAACUAUUUAUACCACAAUGAAUGAUGGCAAAACACUAAACGCUGUUGUAUCAAAUAUGCUUAAAAAAAGAAUUUCAUCUCAGUCCUGCCAUGUAUGCCUUGCAAAUUCUAAGGAGUUUAACUUGAAAACUAUUUGUAAAAAAAAUAUUAAUUUAAACAA